This is a messenger RNA of Anthostomella pinea, 777 nucleotides long. NCBI's taxonomy places the organism in Eukaryota, Fungi, Ascomycota, Sordariomycetes, Xylariales, Xylariaceae. The record is from the annotation of a GenBank genome assembly.
AUGGGCCUCUCCGAUAUCCCGCCUCCCCAUGCGCCAGAAUGGCUGGUGCCAGCCUCGACGGCCAGUCUCUUCAUCGGCGUCUUCUUCUGGGACCUGACCUACAUCCUCAUGACGCGCCGCGCGCUGCAGACGCGCUCGUACGGCAUGCCGCUCGUCGGCCUCGCCAUCAACGUGUCCUGGGAGAUUGUAUACGGCCUGUACGUCGCCGAGAAUCUGCUGGAGAGGCUCGGAUUCAGUCUGUGGCUGCUGCUGGACCUGGGCCUCAUCUACACGACGGUGCGGUUCGCGCCUGAGGACUGGGCCUCGACCAACCGCGCCGUCGGCCGCAACGUCGCGUGGAUCCUGGGCUUCAUGAUCGUCGUUGGGUGCUGGGGGCAUUACGCCUUCGCUUCCUGGUUCUUCUCGGAGCCCGGCAUGGGGAGCGGCGACAAGACGGGCAAGCCUUGGCGAGGCAAGGACGGCUACGAUACCACCGAGUUGGCGUUCUGGUCGGCUGGCGUCGCGCAGCUGGUUCUCAGUGCGGAUGGUCUUGCUAUGCUCAUCGUGCGAGGUCAUUCGGGAGGAACAGGCUUCUUGAUCUGGUUAGUGAUUAAUCCAUUUCCGUAUCACUACAUUGCGCUGGCGCCAAUCUAUGCCCUCACCGCCGAAUCUACUUCAUGGGGCGUGAUGAAGGGUCACAGAAAGGAGACAUGGUUGGAGAGUGACACGUCACGCUUCAACUGGUGCAUCAUAUCAGGUCUACCUUUGGCAAUUUAUCGGAAGUCCGAUCCUGAAUGA